GCAAGUGUAAAGUGUAACCAGUCCUGGACGGACGGUCAAUCCGGUGCCUCGUUCUCUCGAUCAAGAUCGAUCGAUUGGAUUUGUCGCGUGAGCAAAGUCAUCGGGAAGAAAACAAAUCGAGAGAAAAAAAGUGAUUUAGCCGGUGUGCGAAUUUUGGAUUACCCUUUCUCGCGAGGUAACAAAAUAAUUUCGUGAGGCAGGGCUUUAGAACAACACAAUGUCGGCAGCUGUAAGAGAGCGGACGACGACGCACACCAGCAGGAAGCUCGUGACUCAUGGCGGUCCUAUAUCUGGCCAGAGAGACGGAGCAGCUACGGCUAGCAGCCUCGAAAACAACUUGGACGCACUUCUCGAGGAUCUACAGACGAGUGUCUCGAGAAGUGCCACUCCUAGUCGAGACAGAGCACUCGCACCCCAAGUCGAAUAUCGGGUAGCUGCCAACCCUAUUAGAGUAUUCUCCGAGGGAGGCAGACCUAUAUCUCCAAAUCGUUCAAAGGUGACUACCACUGAAAAAUUUGUGAGCACUGGACCAACCGGCACGUCUAGCGGCAUCCCGGGAUUAGAAUUUCUAGACGAGGAACUGAAAGACGUCCAACCCGGUCAGAGCAAAACGAUAGCGUACAAACAGGUGUCGUAUCAAUACAACAAGGACUUGGACGGGAAACCAGAUUCGUGGGCCAUAUCAGAAAACAAACGGCCUGGCGCGCCCUUGAUUGACGACAUCCAUGAAACUUCUUACGAGGAAACUAAGACUCCAGCUUUAUCUACAUAUCAAAGUCCAGAACCGAUUAUUAAAAAAUCAGUGGUCAACAGAGAACUGAUCUAUGGCGACAGUUCAACGUCUCAUUCGAAACAAACCUCUCCUCUGUCAGGAACUCAGAGGGAUGUCAAGUACAUCCAAGAAACUAGUUCCUACCAAGCUGAUCCACGAUCGACUCAAAGCGUAACUACAGUACGCACGAGUACACCGCAAGAAUACAAAACUAUCGAAUACGUGUCGACGCCAAGUCCGGCGAUACCGAUCAACCUGCAACCAGGUCCAAACACGAAGGUAACCACCACGAUCAAGACGUACACGUACGAAUUGCCAGGAUCGCCGGAAACCUAUUUACCAGGUGGCAGUGUGCCAAGGGGAAACGUUGUGCUGCCCGGUGAUCAAACUAUCACGUACACCUUACCAGGGAGAAGCAGCACAACUGCAACUACUGACAAGACGGUCACCUAUCAAACCGUGACGGAGAAUGUACCUCCCGAUCCCCCGGUCAGAUACAAUAGCCCGACGUCGACCGAUGUCACCGAGAAGUCCACGACCAUUCAUAAGGAGGCGAAAUUCUAUCGCGAGGAACUUCUCGACGAUCGUCCCGGUUGGAAGCCUUCCAACGUUUACCAACGCAACGCGCCAACGCCAACAAAUCUGGAGACCAAGACCACCGUGACCGAGAAGUACUACCAGGUCGACGAUAAUUAUCCCAACGGUCACGGACCGGUCGAUCGUCCGGAUUAUCCCAGGAUAUAUCAGAAUCAACCUCCUACCGUUGAACACACCAAGAGCAUCAAACGGAUCGAGGAGUACAGAUCGGACAGGCAUCCGACGUCCGAUAAAUCGGACAAAGUGACGACGACGGCUUAUUGGGGUCCACCCAAUACGACGAUUUACAAAUUCUCGAAUACUACGACGACGGUACCGCCGGGCAAGAAUGCGGAUGAUCACGAGGUCCUCCUGCCGAAACCGUUUCCGACCGGUGUCCAAAUGUAUCCCACUAAGCCAACCAGCAACGGCGAAGGACCACCGGCAAAACUCGAAGACCUCAUGGCUUCCUUCUCCGACUCUGAGCGUGAAGUAUUGGAGGAUAUAGAGAGGCAAGAACGUCAGAAUAUCAAAGGAUCAUCAUCCAAGAAGAAAGAAGUCGAUUUUAUCCCGCAUACUCCGCCGAAGGUCAAAAGCAAGAAUGUUGCCGGCCCACCGGUCUAUUAUCCUCCUGGCUCGGCAGAAUUCACCAAGAAGGAAGAAUCUAGUGCAGCCAUGUCGCAAGCUAGUGGAGGAUGGCAAAAGGCAAGCGGAAAGUAUGAAUAUGAGGCUUCUAGCAAAAGCAAAACCAAAACCAGCAAGGGAGGUGCAGUCGUCCCAGUUUGCCUGCCGUUAUGCUGCGCAUUGCCAUGCGUUAUUAUGUAAUUUAAUUUUUGCAUUAACAUAUAUAUAUUAAUUAAGCACAUAAUACGGUCUGAAACAUCUAAUAUCACAAUAUAAUAAAGAAAAAUAUAGCCUGCAACAGAUAAGAACAAGAAUUAAAUACAAAACUAUACAUAGUUUAUGUUUAGAGCACGUUAUAAGUUCUUUUUUUUAUAUUUUUUGUCACUAAUAAGUACAGCCAUUUAAAUUACAUAUUCUGCUUUUUUCUUUCGAGAUCUAAACAUAUAUAUAUACAUGUCUUUUAGUUUUCUUAUUUUAAAUAUAAAAAA
Nylanderia fulva is the source of this 2460-nucleotide messenger RNA. NCBI's taxonomy places the organism in Eukaryota, Metazoa, Arthropoda, Insecta, Hymenoptera, Formicidae. The record is from RefSeq and is a predicted model, not a curated record.